Molecule: messenger RNA, 768 nt
Organism: Protomyces lactucae-debilis
Lineage: Eukaryota; Fungi; Ascomycota; Taphrinomycetes; Taphrinales; Protomycetaceae
Product: hydroxyacylglutathione hydrolase
Exons: 1
Coding region: 1-768 (255 amino acids)
Molecular function (GO): hydroxyacylglutathione hydrolase activity
Source: RefSeq, a predicted model, not a curated record
AUGCACAUCUCUCAUAUCCCCAUGUGGAAGGGCACAGGCAAUAACUAUGCUUAUAUCCUAAAAGACUCCAAAUCUGGAGAAGCUGCCAUCAUCGAUCCUGCCGAACCAAAAGCCGUGCUUCCAGUCCUGAAAAAGGCCAUUGAUGCUGGAGAAAUUAAGCUGACGACGUUAAUCACAACGCAUCACCAUGGUGACCAUGCAGGUGGCAACAAGGAAAUUCUGAGCCAUUACCCAGACCUCAAAGUGAUUGGUGGUCGAGACUGCGAUCAGGUCAAGAUUGUGCCUGGCCACAACGAGACAUUCCAGCUUGGCCAGCUCAGCAUCAAAAGUCUUCAUACGCCUUGUCAUACCCAGGACAGUAUCUGCUUCUACGCAGAGCAAGAUGGUAAAAAGGCAGUCUUUACAGGCGAUACACUCUUCGUUGCUGGCUGUGGUCGUUUCUUCGAAGGAACUGCCGAGGAGAUGCACAAGGCUCUCAAUCAAACACUCGCAAAUCUGCCAGACGACACGCUGGUUUACCCUGGUCACGAGUAUACUGCCACGAAUGCUAAGUUUGCCAAGACCGUGAUGCCCGACUCACAACCUCUCCAGAAGCUCAUUGAUUUUUGCAAUGCAAAUGAGGAGACGUGUGGCAAAUUCUCUGUAGGACAGGAGAAGCAGCACAACCCUUUCAUGCGUUUGGAAGCCCCUGACGUCCAGAAGGCAACAGGCGAGCAAGAGCCAAUCAAGGUCAUGAAUGCGCUCAGAGAGAUGAAGAACCGUAGCUAA